Molecule: messenger RNA, 876 nt
Organism: Cylicocyclus nassatus
Lineage: Eukaryota; Metazoa; Nematoda; Chromadorea; Rhabditida; Strongylidae
Source: the annotation of a GenBank genome assembly
CUGUGACAACCGGUCCCCCACCAUCAUCACUGCAUCAGCGAACCAGCGCUUUACCACGUUCUCUCCGAGAGUUCUCUCCUCCGUUCGAACUGACUUAGCAUGUUUUCCGAAAUUUUUCUUGUAUCCGCUAUCAUCGGGAGUGUUCAUGUGCAGGAGGUCGACUGCGCCAAUGAAGUGAUGAGAGCCCGCGCCUACAUCUUUGAAGCGGUCAAAGGAGGUAAUCCGACCAAAAACAUUGGAAUCAUCGACUUCGAGCAAAUUGGCACGCUAGUCAAGCUCAACGGUACAGUAUCCGGUCUCAAGCCAGGUCCUCAUGGCUUCCACGUCCAUGAGAAAGGAGACCUGGGUAACGGUUGUGUGGCAGCGGCUGGACAUUUCAAUCCUCAUAAAAUGAUGCAUGGUGCUCCAGAUGAUUCGAAUCGACAUGUCGGUGAUCUCGGCAAUAUCAAUUCACCGGACAGCGGCGAUACUCCGAUCAGCAUUUCGGACUCUGUUAUUUCACUAACAGGACAGCACAAUAUAAUCGGUCGAGCCAUUGUGAUUCAUGCCGAUGCGGACGAUCUCGGACGGGGAAACUCGGAGCAGAGCAAGACCACGGGCAAUGCCGGGGAACGGGUCGCCUGCGGAGUCAUCGGUAUUCUGGAUGAGGUGGAGGUAAUACCAACCACUCAAGCGUUACCUUUGUUGAAUGACUCGGCUAUCGAGCAAGGUGGUGGUGUGCCCAGAGCGACAGCUUCCAGUGGUCGACUCCUGUCAGCAGUUUGGGUUUGGUUGGUGACAGUGUUCAUUACGCGAUUAUUACUAUUGUAGUCAAACAUGAUGUUGUUCAUUGUUUGUUCAUUGUACAUACUUUCGUCUUUUUCUAUUUCUUUUUUA